GCUCAUCAUCGAAGGGAGGCCUUGUCAGGUAAAGCAUUUAUGUAGGGCUAGCUGAUCAUAACUCAGAUUCUCUUUGCUACCUAAAGAAAUAUUUAUUUACAGGACAAAUAGACAUUAGAUUAAGACAAUAAGUCUAAUUCCCUGGGCUAAGUUGAUACAUAGAGCUUGCAAUUGUUGGUUUGGUUUUGAGAUUUCUCAAAUCUGGAACAAACCAAGAUAUAGAUGGAUAACUGCCAGGACAAUGUUCCAUCUAAUUCUGUUUAUAAGAAAAUUCAAGACCACAGAUGUUCCAGGUAAUGUGUCCAAAGGAGCGCCAGGCUUCUGUUCUGUAUAUGUCAUCAGCAAAGGAAAGAUCUCAUCGGUGCGAUCUGCUAGUGGUCCACCACCUCCAAAACACCCCAUUCAAACUCAAAUGCAGAGCACUGCCAGCAACAUGUCUGAUACAGUUGAAACCCCUUUCAAGUCUAGCCUAGCUCCCAGAGUACGAGAGAGGUCACCAUAUACCCUGCAAGGCCUUCAAGAAGAUAUGGAAAUCAAGUCACCAUUCACUAGAAGAGGUGGAAUCGCCAAAUAUGAGCCCUCCAUUCCAGAUUCUGACAUAUCAUUUGUAAGCAGUGGAAGGCCAAGCAUCGAUCACACAUUUCCUGCUAUCUACGAUGCUUUUGAAACUGGAAUGACACCUCGGCUUUCAAAUGCUUUCGAAACUGGAAUGACACCUCGGCUUUCAAAUGGCUCGGAUUAUGAAUAUAGAUCCUUUGGGUCAUUGUACUCAGGAAACAAAUCAAUAGAUGCAAGUUCACAGUAUAAUUUCUCAUCAACCUCACAAGAAAGUGGCAAUACAUCAUGGUCGUCUUCACAGAACAUGGACGACAUGGAAGCUGAGAUGCGGAGACUCAGACUAGAGCUCAAGCAAACAAUGGACAUGUAUAGCUCAGCCUGCAGAGAAGCACUCACAGCAAAACAGAAGGCCAGGGAACUUCAUCAUUGGAAAUUGGAAGAACAACAGAGAUCAGAAGGCGCGCGAUUAGCAGAGGAAGCUGCAUUGCAACUUGUAGCAAAGGAGAGAUUUAAGUGUAAAGCAGCCAUUGAGGCAGCUGAAUCAUCUCAAAGGAUCGCCGAAUUGGAAUUACAAAAAAGACUUAAUGCAGAAAUGAUAGCUCAAAAGGAAUUCCAGGAGAGGAAUAAGGCACUAGCGUCCAUUGCCAACAGUGAUCUUCGAUAUCGAAAAUACACGAUUGAGGAGAUUGAAGCAGCAACAGAUGAGUUUUCAAACUCACUCAAGAUUGGAGAAGGAGGUUAUGGGCCUGUUUACAAGUCCUAUCUGGAUCAUACACCAGUGGCCAUUAAAGUUUUACGUCCUGAUGCAGCUCAUGGAAGGUCACAGUUUCAGCAAGAGGUUGAAGUAUUAUCCUGCAUAAGGCAUCCAAACAUGGUUCUCCUCCUUGGAGCCUGCCCAGAGUAUGGCUGCUUAGUCUAUGAGUACAUGGCUAACGGAAGCUUGGAAGACUGCCUGUUCCACCGAGGAAAUAGUCCACCUCUUUCUUGGCAAUUAAGAUUCCGGAUUGCUGCAGAAAUUGGCACUGGCCUUCUUUUCCUCCAUCAAACCAAGCCAGAACCACUUGUGCACCGCGACCUAAAACCAGGCAACAUUUUGCUUGACCGCAACUACGUCAGUAAGAUUAGUGAUGUUGGCUUGGCCAGGCUUGUCCCUCCAUCAAUAGCCAAUACUGUUACUCAAUAUCGCAUGACAUCAACAGCUGGAACAUUCUGUUACAUUGACCCAGAAUAUCAGCAGACAGGAAUGCUAGGGAUAAAAUCCGAUAUUUAUUCACUUGGUAUCCUGCUUCUACAAAUAAUAACAGCCAAGCCACCUAUGGGUUUAACUCAUCAUGUUGAGAGGGCCAUUGAGAAAGGAACUUUUGCAGAGAUGCUUGACCCAGCCGUUCUAGAUUGGCCCAUUGAGGAAGCCAUGAACUUUGCCAAGUUAUCUCUUCGUUGUGCAGAACUGAGGCGGAAAGAUAGACCAGAUCUCGGAGCGGUCAUACUACCUGAGCUUAACAGAUUGAGAGAACUUGCUGAGGAAAACAUGCCUAGCGUCAUGCCUGGGGGCAGCACAGGAAGCUCCCCUUAUCACAGCCAAUUUUCCUCAGUUCAAGAUGUGAUCACAGCGAACUACAAUCUGGAUAUGAUAGCUCAAGAAGCCACCCAAGCACACCAUCUAGAGGAAGAAGAUGAAGGACGAUUGAAAAACACUUUGUUGUAGCGAAGAUAGAUAGAUGUAUUUGGCAUUCAA
Populus euphratica (Euphrates poplar) is the source of this 2293-nucleotide messenger RNA. Its product is annotated as U-box domain-containing protein 34-like. Lineage: Eukaryota; Viridiplantae; Streptophyta; Magnoliopsida; Malpighiales; Salicaceae. Gene Ontology annotation, molecular function: protein kinase activity; ATP binding. The coding region runs from base 242 to 2263 and encodes 673 amino acids. The record is from RefSeq and is a predicted model, not a curated record. The transcript is spliced from 8 exons. Gene Ontology annotation, biological process: protein phosphorylation.